CAGCCGCCAUCUUGGAUUCCGCGGUAGCAGUGGCGGCGGUAAGGUGUGGAGUGGCUCUUCCCUCCCCUCCCCCUGCUCGGUGGCGGCUGCCCCUCCCACUGAGGGUGGCGCAGCGACGGUGCCAUCUCGUCCAUGGCGGCGACUACAGCUAACCCAGAAAUGACAUCAGAUGUACCAUCGCUGGGUCCCACCAUUGCUUCUGGAAACCCUGGACCUGGGAUUCAAGGUGGAGGAGUUGUUGUGCAGAGGGCUAUUAAGCGACGAUCAGGGCUGGAUUUUGAUGAUGAAGGAGAAGGGAACAGUAAAUUUUUGAGAUGUGACGAUGAACAGAUGUGUAAUGACAAAGAGCGCUUUGCCAGGUCGGAUGAUGAGCAGAGCUCAGCGGAUAAAGAGAGACUUGCCAGGGAAAAUCAUAGUGAAAUAGAACGGCGACGACGAAACAAGAUGACAGCUUACAUCACAGAACUGUCAGACAUGGUACCUACCUGUAGUGCCCUGGCUCGAAAACCAGACAAGCUGACCAUCUUACGAAUGGCCGUUUCUCACAUGAAGUCCUUGAGGGGAACUGGCAACACAUCCACUGAUGGCUCCUAUAAGCCAUCUUUCCUCACUGAUCAGGAACUGAAGCAUUUGAUCUUGGAGGCAGCAGAUGGCUUUCUGUUUAUUGUCUCAUGUGAGACUGGCCGGGUGGUUUAUGUCUCUGACUCAGUGACUCCUGUUUUGAACCAACCACAGUCUGAAUGGUUUGGGAGUACACUCUAUGAUCAGGUGCACCCAGACGAUGUGGAUAAACUUCGAGAACAGCUGUCUACUUCAGAAAAUGCCCUGACAGGGCGAAUCCUGGACCUAAAGACGGGCACAGUGAAAAAGGAAGGCCAGCAGUCUUCCAUGAGGAUGUGCAUGGGCUCAAGAAGAUCCUUUAUUUGUCGAAUGAGGUGUGGCAAUAACUCUGUGGACCCUGUUUCCAUGAAUAGACUGAGCUUUUUGAGGAAUAGAUGCAGGAAUGGACUUGGCUCUGUGAAGGAAGGAGAACCUCACUUUGUGGUCGUCCACUGCACAGGCUACAUCAAGGCCUGGCCUCCAGCAGGUGUCUCCCUCCCGGAUGAUGACCCAGAGGCUGGCCAGGGGAGCAAAUUCUGCCUAGUGGCCAUUGGCAGGCUGCAGGUAACAAGUUCUCCCAACUGUACAGACAUGAGUAAUGUUUGUCAACCAACAGAGUUCAUCUCCCGACACAACAUUGAGGGGAUAUUCACUUUUGUAGAUCAUCGCUGUGUGGCUACUGUUGGCUAUCAGCCGCAGGAGCUCUUAGGAAAGAAUAUUGUAGAAUUUUGUCACCCUGAAGAUCAACAGCUUCUAAGAGACAGCUUUCAACAGGUGGUGAAAUUGAAAGGCCAGGUGCUGUCUGUCAUGUUCCGAUUCCGAUCUAAGAACCGAGAAUGGCUUUGGAUGAGAACCAGUUCAUUUACUUUCCAGAACCCUUAUUCGGAUGAAAUUGAGUAUAUUAUCUGUACCAACACCAAUGUGAAGAAUGCUAGCCAGGAACCACGGCCUACACUGUCUAACACAAUCCAGAGGUCACAGCUAGGUCCAACAACCAAUCUAUCACUAGAGAUGAGUACAGGGCCGCUGGCCUCCAGGCAGCAGCAGCAGCAGCAGCAGCAAACAGAAUUGGAUAUGGUACCAGGAAGAGAUGGGCUGACCAGCUAUAACCAUUCCCAGGUUUCUGUCCAGCCUGUGGCAACUACAGGAGCAGAACACAGCAAGUCCCUUGAAAAGUCAGAUGGUCUCUUUGCCCAGGACAGAGAUCCAAGGUUUUCCGAAAUCUAUCCCAACAUCAGUGCAGAUCAGAGUAAAGGCAUCUCCUCCAGCACUGUCCCUGCCACCCAACAGCUAUUCUCCCAGGGCAACUCAUUCCCUCCUAACCCCCGGCCGGCAGAAAAUUUCAGGAAUAGUGGUCUGACCCCUCCUGUAACCAUUGUCCAGCCAUCAUCUUCUGCAGGGCAGAUGUUGGCCCAGAUUUCUCGUCACUCCAACUCUACCCAGGGAGCAGCUCCAACUUGGACCCCGAGUACCCGUCCAGGCUUCUCUGCCCAGGUGCCCAGCCAGGCUACAGCCAAGACUCGUUCUUCCCAAUUUGGUGUGAGCAACUUUCCGACUUCAUCCUCGUUCAGUGCUGUGUCUCUCCCGGGAACUCCCUCUUCAUCACAGGGCACUGCUGCCUACCCUACCCUCACCAACCGUGGAUCCAACUUCCCUUCUGAGACUGCAGGACAGACCGCAGGACAAUUCCAGCCCCGAACAGCAGAGGGUGUGGGUGUCUGGCCACAGUGGCAGGGUCAGCAGCCCCAUCAUCGGUCCAGCUCCAGUGAGCAACAUGUUCAGCAGACAUCAGCACAACCACCUAGCCAGCCUGAGGUCUUUCAGGAAAUGCUGUCCAUGCUGGGAGACCAGAGCAACAGCUACAACAAUGAAGAGUUUCCUGAUCUAACUAUGUUCCCCCCCUUUUCAGAAUAGAACUGUUGGGGUGAGGAUAAGGGUGGGGGGGAAAUCACUGUUUGUUUUAAAAGCAAAUCUUUUGUAAACAGAAUAAAAGUUCCUCUCCCUUCCCUUCCCUCACCCCCGAUAUGUACCCCUUCAUCCCUUGACUCUGGAGUAACAUUUGUAGAAGAAAUGAAUUCCCAGGCUUUUAGGGCCCUCUGUAAAUCUGAGGACAGGUGAGGUUAGAAGUCCUGUCCUUAUGUCUUCUUACCAGAAGUGUCACAGAAAUGAUUUGUGCUGGAGACAAGGGGCAAAAUAGAUGAACCUGACAGCCACUAAUUGUCUUGGAGACUGUGGCUUGUUUUGGAUAGAAAUACUGAAUAGAGUGGAGGAGAGGAGAAAUAUCCUCAUAGCUGAGGAUCAUGAAAUAUGAUAGUAUAUGUGGAGCUUUCGGAAAUGAGCAAUCCCCUAGAAAGAAACAUGAAAGAGCAUGAACGUGUGUGUGUGUGUGUGUGUGUGUGUGUGUGUGCGUGCGAGAGAGAGAGAGAGAGAGAGAGAGAGAGAGAGAGAGAGAGAGAGAGAGAGAGAGAGAGAGAGAGAGAGAGAGAAUAUAUAUAUUUGAGCUCCUCUGUUUUGUUCUUUCUCCCUAUUAGGGAGUUUAUGCAAAGUUUGUCCCAGAUUUUCUUUGUCUUUCUGCUUGCUCUUCAAAGAGUCCUAAGAAAUUAAUUUUUCUAGGUAUUUUUGUAUUUAGUAUUGCAGCCAAAGAGUAUUUAAAUUAAGUCUUUGCUGCACUUACACUCAUGCCCAGCCAAAAUGGAACUAUAAGCCAACAUACAGUCUUCUGUUGAUAGGGUUGGUCUUCUACAGAGGACAUUCAGUGAUCAAGCUGGAUUACCCUGCUCUUUGGUGCUCUCAAUUGAUGUGGAAAAAUCUACAGAUGUUACCAGAAUAGGCUGGCCAGAUAAACACUGUCAGAAACCCAGACUUGCCCAUAGGAUAAUGCUGCAUUUUUCUGUCAGAGUCACACAUGUGUUCUGGAGAGGUUAUUUCUGCAUGGAAACUCAACUUCUUGGAUUAGCCAUCUGAGGGGAAGUCCUCUCCGACAAGGGAAUAAACCAAAUAGAAAGCCUCCUGCACAUGUCCUCUCCUUGCUGUUGUCAAAACAGCAUUUAGGUCUUCCUGAAGUCUAUUGUUCUUUGCUCCCUCUCAAACUUAGAUUUGGGUUUUGCUUUGGAACUUAAUUGUGAGUCUAUUUGUUAGUUGGGUCCUGGAUUCAAAUUCCCACAGGGUCACUUGAUAAUUACAGCCAUAGAAAUGCAGAUACUGCUUUCAACCUUUACCGUCCUCAGGUACAUCUCAUAUAUCAGUAGCCUUUUUUUUCCCCUGACUCCUGUCAGUAUCUGAGUGAAAGAUUAAGCUAAUAUGGAAAACAUCUAUUAAGUGUAUUCAUAGGGAAUGAGGAGCCAGGAUGGAGAGGCUCGUGAAGAGGCUGAGGGAGUGUUAUGUUCUAAGUAAGCUUCCCUCCAUUUGUCUCCAGUCUGGUGCCAGGCAAUAGAGUGGAAAAGGAGGCUAUUUUUUUAUUCUAAGUGCACACAUACAGUAUACAUAUAUAUUUAUAUCACAAUUUACAGAACCAAAAAGUUGAGUUUCCAAUGAAAUAUUUGUUUUUUAAUAAUCAACUUGUUUUUAAAUGUGAUCAGAACUAUCAUGUACAGUUAUUACAGGGCUUUUGAAGAAGGGGAGGGAGGGAGAAGCUACUCUGAGGGUUUGUUCUGCUUUUCCUUCAGGGUUUUAUUUUUGAUUGUUUUUUCUUGUCAGCCAUCUGUGCUAAGCCUUACAGUGGCAAAAAUAAUGUCAUGUAGCAAAGAUUUUAAAACAAAGUAUUUUUUCUUUUAUAAA
Mesocricetus auratus (golden hamster) is the source of this 4377-nucleotide messenger RNA. It is a transcript of the gene Arnt, whose product is annotated as aryl hydrocarbon receptor nuclear translocator. Gene Ontology annotation, biological process: regulation of transcription by RNA polymerase II. Gene Ontology annotation, molecular function: RNA polymerase II cis-regulatory region sequence-specific DNA binding; protein dimerization activity; DNA-binding transcription factor activity, RNA polymerase II-specific. Lineage: Eukaryota; Metazoa; Chordata; Mammalia; Rodentia; Cricetidae. The transcript has 22 exons. The record is from RefSeq and is a predicted model, not a curated record. Gene Ontology annotation, cellular component: cytoplasm; nucleus; transcription regulator complex. Bases 133 to 2514 code for a protein of 793 amino acids.